Parasteatoda tepidariorum (common house spider) is the source of this 6501-nucleotide messenger RNA. RefSeq lists its product as uncharacterized. The record is from RefSeq and is a predicted model, not a curated record. Gene Ontology annotation, biological process: proteolysis. Gene Ontology annotation, molecular function: serine-type endopeptidase activity. Lineage: Eukaryota; Metazoa; Arthropoda; Arachnida; Araneae; Theridiidae.
UUGAUAAAUCCGAAGUCAAAGACUCAAGCCACUGUGUAACACAUUCAGUGGGUGACCUUCAAAGCCUACAGGCCCCAAAAACAAAAGAAAGAUCUAAAAGAGGCAACAACUUCAAAACUGAAACAAAAUGAACAGGCUUUCGGGUCAGGAAAGAUAGAGACGAGCAGGCUCUAACCAUGCGGAAACUUUGGCUCGAUAGUCAAGAAAUAUCUCGUUCAAAAUUGUAGUCAUUCUUUUCCUUGAACCCAGAAGAACACUAUCUUCGGUCUGUCUAUUAAACCGGCCCUCUGUCUAUUGACUCAGAUUCCCUGAGAAACAUGUGACCUUGAUUUGGUUUUCUCUGUCAUCUGUUUCAGACAGAAUUAAAUAUACACAUCAUCUCCCGAUGAACGCCAAGGGUGACUUUGAAGUAUAUUUAAAUCCAUUUAUUUUUAAUUGAAGUAGCGACAAGACUACUUCUAACAGUGCAAUAAUGGUGAGGUGGUAUUUUGAAGCAGCCGCUUUCAAUGGACUCAAAUGUUUCAUUUUCUUUGUGUGUCUAAGCUUUGGUUAUGCUCAUCCAGACAUUUAUAAAGUGAGACCAGGUGGAAGUAGAGACAUCCAACCAUAUACCUGCCAUGACCCAGCAACAAAAGAAGAAGGUGUGUGUAUGUUUUCAUGGAACUGCCAAAGAUCAAAUGGAACUCAUUUGACAUACUGUAUGGACAGAUUUUACUUCGGCAGUUGUUGCAAGCUCCCUCCGGGGGUAUAUGUUGCAACACCUUCUUCGAUAGACUCUAAUGAUGUCACAGAAGUUCAAUCAUUUAAACAAAAACCAACACAGUUGCAAACACAAAAACACAGUAGUUAUACGACAGAAUCUUCUGAACGCCAAUCAACCUCUAGAAUUCCAUCUAAACCAGUUAAAGCUUCCAGUACAGAAUUUCCUCCUGGUCUUGUAACAUGGAGGCCUCACGCGUCCCCAUCCACUACUGUAAAGCCCAUCAAAGUAAAGCCAACGAAGCUGUUUUCAACUAAACCUUUGUUUGCAAGCACUGUCGAUGACCAGAAAGUAGACAACAGAAUUAAAAAUGAAACAGCGCACACAAGUGCUAAGGAAGCUUCGAGUUCAACCUCGAUUCCGAAAAGACGAACUAGGCCAACAAGACCCAGUGGAUCUACCAGUAAAAGAAGGACGAGACCAACAAGGCCUCUAUUAAGUUCGAGUACAACUGCAACAAUUACUAGAAGAAAAACUAGACCUACACGGCCUCAUACGACAUCAACUACACCUUUACCAGUUUCUAGCACACGUAGAUCAACUAUCGGAACUUGGUCGAAUAUUUUGGAGGGAAGUACUCGUCCUCUUCCUAUAACCAAAAGAACAACAAUUCGAAAUUCUAUUAGCUAUCCAAAAACCACUCCAACUGUUGAGUACAGCACAAGAAACAUCUCGAGACCUUUGCUUGUUACUGUUUUAAAAACAAAGCCAACAAAGCCUUCUACCGUUACAACUCCGAGAACAAAACCAUCUAAACCUUCAACGGUAACAACUCUGAGGGUAAAGCCGACUAAGCCUUCAACAGUUUCAACGUUAAGGGCUAAACCAACACGUCCAACACCACCUAUUAAAGUAAAACCUACAAAACCUAGUACUUCUCAAACUGAUUCCUUGCCAUCAACGAGGUAUAGCAGCAGAAAACCAAUUGAAUCGACUUAUUAUGAAUCAACAAUAGAGAUAGUAACUUUCCCGCCUUUUCCUGGCAUGACGAAAACGACAAAAACAACUCAGUCAACAACUACUACAACUCCUAAACCUCGUCGAACUAGCUUGAGACCUAAGCCUACAACUCCACCACCAACCAGACCUAGUACUACCACAUCAACUCUGCCACCAACUGAUCAAUCAACAACUCCGAAAAUAGUUCCAGGAUUGGAGUAUACAAAAGCUGACGUCACUGAUACUCAGACCUCUACCACAGAGGAAAUUCAGACAACUGCUGAAGCAAGUGACGAACUAAUAACAACAACAAUUAAUCCAAUUAUUGCUUUAACUACUAAACUGAAUGAAGACACGACUGAGAACGGGUUUACUAUCCCUAACUUAAAUCUAAAUGAACGGAACUCUGUUGCAUAUCGACCACAAAUAUUGUACGACGCGAAUGGUCAUGAAAUUAUGCACCAAGAAGAGGUUACAGUUGAAGGCGUGAAAAAAAUUUCCAGCAAAAGUCCUUUGGUGAGUAUAAAUCCAGUUACAGAAACUUCAGAUCUACCCUUAUCGACAAUUGUUAAAGAAUUUUUAAGCAACCUAACUUUUCCGGAAGAGUUAGUACCCACAGAAACAAAGGAUUCAUUAAGCCUAACUAAUAUUCCAAAUGACGCAUCAAAAGUAACAUUUGAUAAUAUGUUAACGGAAGCAAAUAAUUUCAGAACUCAUACAACAAAUUUUGAAACGACUUUUGAAGAUUUAACAAAGUACACGACAACAGUAUCUAGUCAUAUUGAGUUUGUUGAUACUGCUGAUCAGAAUGAAACAACAGUUGUGGAUACGGUUACACUAACAAACUUUGAUAGUUCAACCAAAACAUUGCCAUCAUCAGUUCAUGAGGAAAACUUGGUGUCUAUGGAGAAAAAUUGGGAAGAAGAUACUCUUCCAGAAACUUCUCACAAAACUAAACUGACGUCACCAAGUAGCAAUACCAUAAGUUUAAAAAACACUGAAUAUAUAACAUCGUCUACAAUUGUUGAUAUUGACAUAUCAACUAUUCAUAAAGAAAUGCUUGAAACAACCCAAAAAGAAAAGACUAAAACACAGCCUCAUGUUUCACUAAAGAAUAAGUUUAACAAUUACACUACUCCACUGCCAGUUGCUAUUUCGUCCACUCUUAAAAGUAGCGUAACUGGGCCAAAUCAAAUGAAAAAUCACCAAAAGAAUAAACCUUCUAUUUUCUUAGCAGAAUCGAGCACCAUUUCAUCUGCGACUGAUUUACUUUCUACCACAGCUGACAUUCUAGUUGAUAAUACAGGCUUUUCAAGUUCAGAAAAUGUAUCUGCACCUACUGAUCUUGUUUUAGAUAUUCACUUUAGUGCAGAAAAUAACUCUGACUAUAAUUAUUAUAUUUACGAAUAUUAUGAUGAUUAUGAAGAUUACACUUUAAAGCACAAUGAGAGUUCAGUUGAAGAUCCUACUACCAUAUAUUCAGAAAACUCAAAUGAACUAAUCGCUAUAUCUGAUACAAUAAACGAGGAAACACAUGCCGUGACUGAAUCCCAACAAGAAGAUACCACUCAAGUAUUGGUAACAUCUAGUCAUAACAUUUUAGGAAACAAAAAUAAAAUAAAACCAAUAUUUUCUUCAAUUCCCAAUGAAGGAAAAUUACCAGUCACAACAAAAGACAAAAUUUCUCCCAAACCAAAUGCUUCUGAAGUUGUUGAAAAUUUGCCAAACUCCUCCCUCACUACAAAAGUAAAAGUUCCUGCGAAACAAAAUGCCUCUGAAGUUGCUGAAACCGAAUACAUACCAUAUUCACCUCUCACUACUAAAGACAAAACUUCUUCCAAACAAAAUGCUUCAGAAGUUGUUGAAAAUUUGCCAAACUCUCCGCUUACUACAAAAGCUAAAGUUCCUGCGAAACAAAAUGCUUCUCAAGUUGUUGAAAAUUUGCCAAACUCUCCUCUUACUACAAAAGUUAAAGUUCCUGCGAAACAAAAUGACUCUGAAGUUGCUGAAACCGAAUACAUACCAUAUUCACCACUCACUACUAAAGACAAAACUUCUUCGAAACAAAAUGUUUCUGUUGUUGAGGACAAAAUAUUACCGAAACCACCGACAUCUACAAAAGACAAAAUCUCUGCUAAGCAUAAUGCUUCUGUUGUCAUAGAAAAUGAAGAUUUGCCAAAACUACCGUUCAUACCAAAAGACAAAAUUUCUACUGAACAAAAUGUUUCAGUUGCUGUGGAGGACAAACAUUUAUCAAAAUUACCGCUAACUACAAAAGACAAAAUUUCUUCAAAACAAAACACUUCUGAAGUUAUUGAAAAUGGAAAUGUCCCGAAAUUGCCCGUCACAACAAAAGAUAAAUAUUUUUCCAAACAAAAUGUUUCUAUAGUUGUUGAUAGCGAACAUUUGCCCACCCCGCUUUCCAUCAUUCAAACUACUCAGAAUUUUGUCAAAGUAACUGUGCCAUCUACUCUCUCAAGUAAUAUAGAAAGUGACAAAAAAACUACAAUCGUUACCAUUGACAAUCAUAAGCCAUCUUCAGAUUCCUUAAAAAGGCCCAUAAAAAGACCCAUUAAAAGACCUGGUUUUGCAAAACCUUCAACUAUAAACGUUAGUGAAGUAACAAAAUCAUCUGCGGAAGUGUCUGACUCUUCAACACAAACAGAUGAAAAGUAUAACGCUUACACUAUCAUUGCCAAUCAACAACCUUCAACAAGUGCUGUUUCAUCAUCUGAAACUGACACUGAAAUGAUUAUUGACAGUUCAACUGAGGAUAAAGACUCAAGUUAUGACCCUUAUACUAUUAUUUUAAAUCAUCAACAUUCAACUAAUACUGCUUCAUUACCUGAAAUUGAUACUGACGCAAAGAUUGAAAAUAAUUACUCAAAUUAUGACAGUUAUACCAUCAUUUCAAAUCAUCAACCUUCAACGAUAGCUGAUACAGGCACUGAUACUAUGACAAACAGCAAUACUGAAAAUAGUGACAAUACGAUGCCAACAAUAAAGUAUCCAUUCCCAACGAUACUUAUGAGGGAUACUACAAAGCAUCCUGUGAGUACAGAAAUCGAAAUUGUUACUCUACCAAACAAAGUGCCAAAUUCUGAUAAAGUUAGUUCCUUUCCAACUCAUACUAGUUACAUUUCAACAGUAGCUGGAAGCUAUGAUACAUUUUCUGAUUCCGAUUCGAACACUAUUUUAACAGAAAAUAUCUCAGAUAUGACUGAAACGAAUGAAUUGGAAUCAGUAAACACUGAUUAUACAAACGAUAGGGAUACAGAAAACUUAGGAAAUUUUACAACAGAGACGUUAAGUUUUACAACAUUGUCACAAAAUACGUCUCAGGAAAUUAAUACUGAUACGGAAAGCACAAAACUUGAUUUGCUCCCAUCGUCAACCCUCGUACUUGACACUACAACAAUCGAAAGUGUCACAACAACAAGAAUUCCAACCACUGAAAUUGACCUCGAAACAGCAGAUUACAAAGAAGUAUGUGGACGCCCCAAACCUGGUCCUGUUGGACGAAUAGUAGGUGGUGGUAAUUCUUACUUUGGAGAAUGGCCUUGGGUGGUCUCUUUAAGGCAAUGGAAGAAAAAUGCUUUCCUUCAUAAAUGUGGCGCCACACUUCUUAACGAAUUUUGGGCUAUCACGGCAGCACAUUGCGUUGAAAAUGUGCCUUUGACGGAUAUACUUCUUCGUCUUGGAGAAUACGAUAUCAGUCAUGAAAAUGAACCACUUCCAUUUGUUGAGAGACGAGUUCAGAUCGUUGCAUCCCACCCACAGUUCGAUAGAAGAACGUUCGAAUACGAUUUGGCUUUGCUGAGAUUCUAUGAACCUGUCACAUUCCAAAGGAAUAUCCUGCCUAUAUGUGUUCCAGCAGGAAAUAACACAUACGUCGGCAAAUACGCUACAGUUACCGGCUGGGGACGCCUUUAUGAAGAUGGUCCCCUUCCUGAUGUUAUUCAGGAAGUUUCUCUACCAGUAAUAACAAACAAAUUAUGUGAGAGCAUGUACAGACAAGCAGGAUUCGUCGAAGAUAUUCCUGAUAUCUUUAUCUGCGCAGGAUAUGCUGAUGGAGGCAAAGAUUCGUGCGAGGGAGACUCUGGAGGACCAAUGGUUCUCCAAGAAGAUGAUGGUCGUUGGGUUUUAGCUGGGGUAAUAUCUUGGGGUAUAGGGUGUGCUCUACCAAAUCAACCUGGAGUCUACACAAGAAUAACAAAAUUUUCGGAAUGGAUCAACCAGAUCAUUAUUUUCUAAGCCAAUUCUACGAAACUGAUCUGUCGAAUUUAUGACAAAUGAAUUACUUAGACUAGGAAUAGAGCGUAGGAAUCCUAUAUAUGUAUGAAUUACACAACUGUGUAAUUUUAUUUUUUAUAUAUGAUUGAAAUAUUUUACAUUUAAAUAGAUUUAUAGGUAGAGCGAUUAAUGAGUGAAAUAAUUUUUAAAAAAAUCUAUUUUCUAAUGCAUAUGAACAUUCUUUUUGUAUAGUUAUGAAAACUGAGUAUCAUAGACACUAAGUAUUAUAGAUAUUGAAACUGAAUAUUAUAGAAUGGUUUAUAUGCUAUGGGAGAUUGUUAUGUGUAUAAAAUGGUGAUAUUUCACGAAUGGUUGUUGCGUUAAUGUAUAUUAAAAAUAUAUGUGUAUAUUUAUUUAUGAAUGAAUUUUCAUGGAUUUGUUCAGUGGACUCUGGAUUGUUCUAACAGGAAAUGGGAAUACAGAUUUUAUUUGAAUGCCAAAGCAGAAAAAAAAUUGAAUAAAAUCUUGCCAAGAUUACUUGUGUGAUAUGUGAUAGUAUAUAAAUUAGU